UUCCGGUGUCGUACGGUUACUGCGGCGGAUGUUGAUGUUUUGUUUCGGAUCUCGCUGAACGAUGUGAAACUGUAUCGUCUACGGGACGGCUUGAUAUUUUUGUGGCCGUCUUCUCGAUACUUUUUGUGCUAUUUCUCUGUAAGGUUUUGCUGUUUGUCGGCAUCGUGUCUCUCCCGGGGUCUUUUCCGGGAAGCGCGAGGCCGAGUCGUGCGAUGAUGGAGGACUUUGAUGAGAUCUAUGAAGAAGAGGAGGAGGAAGAGGAGGACGAGGACAGGGCCGCGGAGGAACAGCUCCUUAAGUACGCUCCGGACCCCGUGGUCGUGCGGGGGUCCGGCCACGUAACUGUGUUUGGGCUCAGUAACAAAUUCGAGUCAGAAUUUCCCUCAGCACUUACAGGAAAGGUGGCGCCAGAGGAAUUCAAAGCCAGUAUCAAUCGUGUGAACAGCUGCCUGAGAAAGACGCUCCCCGUGAAUGUUCGGUGGCUCCUGUGUGGCUGUCUCUGCUGCUGUUGCACACUGGGUUUCAGUUUGUGGCCCGUCAUCUGCCUCAGCAAGAGAACAAGAAGAUCUAUAGAGAAGCUUUUGGAGUGGGAGAACAGCAGACUUUACCACAAGCUGUGUUUGCAUUGGAGACUAAGCAAAAGGAAGUGUGAAACCAACAACAUGAUGGAAUAUGUAAUUCUAAUAGAAUUCCUACCUAAGAUCCCCAUCUUCAGACCGGACUAACCCAACUACAGCUGAUCUGAAAGUUCCUCUGCUGCCCACCUCUGUUACAGAAUCACGAUGGCUGUAAAGCUCCCAAAUACCCACCCUUCCUGAAAUACUCCAGUAUUUGUGUUUACAUUUUUCCUACCUAUUUUUUCACCGACCCAGUCCCCAUAACACAUCUUAUCUCUACGGCCUUGUUUACAAAUCCAGCAGCCCCGUACAUGUUUUUUUUUUUUGUUUGUUUUUUUCCUGGGGAGUGAAUUCACCAUUGAACCUUGACAAGCCAGGCAAACUGGCAUUAGCCUAUGGGAUGUCAGAGAAGAAUCAACCAUGGGCAGCCUUAUUGAUCUUUGGAACUAGACCUUGAGACUGGACUCUCAAAUUGAGUUCUGGGAGCCAUGACUGGAAUUUUGUCACAUUUAUGUUCCCUAACCGAAGCACAUGGCACAGUCAGACCAUGAUUAAAAAAAUAAAACACUUUUAUGUGUUACACCACCAACUUCACCUGCAAAAAAUACACACCAGUGCUUUCGUAACAGUUGGUUUGGUGCUUUAGAGCCGUACUAAAGGCAGUGGAAGGAAGGCUAUAUGGAACUCCAGAAGGGCCUUCAUCCAAAUCAACGCUGUAGCGGAAUGUGGGGGUCCUGCGGGAAUGUGUUGUGCCAGUGGCUAAAACACCUGAACUCAGUAAUAUCACUAUUCAACUACCAGACAUCCUCUGGCCUCCUUUCAUGUCACUUCACUGUGCAUAAAUCUAACCCAGUGACAAUCACACACUGACUGUACUGUAUGAAUGGGUCUUAAUGAUACACAGUUUACGUGGAACAGUUUGUUUUAAACGUUAUGCGUGUCCCAGUGGUGGGCUGGCUCUUGAAGAGACGGUCAUGUUGGGGUUUUUUUUUGUUUGUUUGUUUCUUAGCAUCUGAAGGGUUGUUUACUGUUUUGGUGAAAGAGAGCAGGUCGAUGCUUGCAAACCUUUUUUGUGUGUGUCAAACACAAGCAAAACAAAGAAAAAUUAGACAAAUCGAGCGUGAGAUACUCUUCUUUGAAGUAUUUUUUUGCCAUAACCAAUUUUUUUGCUGAAGUAAUUUAUAAGCGUGUGAGUGUGGAAAUAGUAUGUGCACUGGUGAAAUAGGCCUCUUUUGUGCUAUUGCAAAGGAAUGCAAUGGUUAUUUUAUUUCUCUCUGGAGUCUUGUGUCAACACUAAAGCACACAAUCGCUUUGUCGUUGACCCCUAUACGUGGCGUCUUUUACUUGCCUGCUGACCUUGGCUCACUCAUGAUUGUCUAAGUAAAGGAUAUGGAUGUGCACAAGACAGCUUCUCUGUUUUUGAUGUAAUCUUGCUCUUUACAUUCAUCUCAACUAAGAGUUCCAUUUUAUUAGGUGUUAUGUGAUACAAAUGGUCUUGUAUCAUGAAGCAGGAUUUUGGCUUUCACUAGAGCUCAGUCACUGAAACCAUCAACAUGGAGAUGAAGCUGCACUGCAGUGUGUAAAGACGUUAUCAAUCCCACUCUGUUCUGUGAAGCCUUAGUGUCUUUCAGCCCAUUGUUUUGGUUUUCUGUCCCGAAGCUUUACUCCUUAGGUUCACUGUCAUUGGUCUCAUUGGUCUGGAUUCAACCAGCUGUUUUCUGAGAAAAAGCUCUGAUUGUUCUAGUGUACAUAGCCUGCAAACUAGUGAACAUGGAGAUCUUUCCAGCAGAAGUUAGUGGACACCUGUAAUAGACCUCAAAGGGCAGCAAAUUAAAAAUGUUCCAGUACCAAGUUUAUAUGGUCAUCAUAGACUGUAUGUAAAAGAUGGGGGUAGCCACUGUAAUGUGACCCCCUGAUUUGUGAAAAGAAGGUGGAGUGAAAACUUCUCAGCAUAGACAGUAAAAGAGAUGGAUGUAGCUAAUGUGACAUCACCCAUUGAUAUAAUAAAGUCCUGCUCAGAGGCCUCGAGAGCAGUUUCACCAUCGCUGUCUUUGUGUCAGGAAACCGGAUUUGACUAAAAGUGCACGCUCAUUGGCUGACGAGCACAUUGUUCACAACGACCAUAUCCUGGAUAAUCUUCCUUUCUAAUGGCCAGAAUAACCAAAAUUCAUGAAAUAAGCUGAAUAAGAAAUUAAGCUGCAGUGAGUUUACACAGGCCUGAUCUGACCCCCCCCCCCCCCCCCCCCCCCAAGACUUCUAUAGGACCCGAACUCUUUCUGAAACCACAGCUGUUGUCCCAUAGGGGUCGUUAAAUAAAGUGCAGGUUUAAGGCACUUGCGCAUUGGCUUCACUUUUCAGACCUGGAAGGUACAUUGAUCUUUGAUCCUGUCUAUAGUUAUAAGCUAGCUUAACAAGCAAGGGGUAUCCACAGGCCAUACGAGUGCUUAACACAGAGAGAGAAACCUAAGUUUCACUCACCCUAACUGGAGGACAGACUUGUUGGAAGGCAUGUUUGUACAAUUAAUUGCACGAGGCAGUAUCAUUUGUCAUAUAAAUCCAUUAAAAACAUAAAAAGGAAAACACACCAGUCUGUAAACUUGUUAAAUUUCUGCUGUAAAGUUGAUUGUUUUAACGCAGGGGUCUAUGAGGACUGAUUUACUUUUGGAGCCAGGUGGUCAUUUGAGGAACUGCCGUCAUUGGUAGUUCAAAAUUAGCAACGUUUUUCAGCACCAGAGGAUGCCACAAUGUGAUUAAAAUGAUACUUAUGAAAACUUGUUCCUGAGUUAUUCAUUUAGCUAACAAUCCUGCUUCAUGAUGGUUACUUUAACAAAUGUAGCCAUGUCACAGAUCACAAUGUGAAACACAUCACAUCUUAAAAAUGUUUGUUUGCUAUCAAGUAGAUGAACAAAAGGAAGCCCUUUCUGAGUACAUUGCAUAAUGAUCUUUCCCUGCUCUGCACACCUUUGUGAAAGCAUCCUGAUAAGGAGACUGAGAUUGUUUAUGUCAAGACUUUAGUUUUUGUUCAUCUCUGGUGAUUGAAUGGGUCGCACUCAGGGGAUUAUAUUAGAUUUAUAAAAAAAAAAAAAAGGUCAGGUAUGUUCCAAAGUUUCACCAGGGUGUCACGUAUAGUACA
This is a messenger RNA of Archocentrus centrarchus (flier cichlid), 3750 nucleotides long. RefSeq names its product cysteine-rich hydrophobic domain 2 (gene chic2). The transcript has 6 exons. The coding region runs from base 213 to 725 and encodes 170 amino acids. The record is from RefSeq and is a predicted model, not a curated record. Lineage: Eukaryota; Metazoa; Chordata; Actinopteri; Cichliformes; Cichlidae.